CAGUGACAGCCGAAGAGGCAAACGUCAUUAGGCACAAAAUUGCAGCAGUACUACUGAACCAGAAGCCAAAUGCGCCGAAUAUAAAUAAAAAAGAGCAAAUGGCAUUAAGACAACUACAGCAAGAUAAGUCAAUUGUAAUUACAAGAGCAGAUAAAGGCAAUAUCACAGUUGUCAUGAACUCUGCAGAUUACGAAAAGAAGGCCAUUGAUCAUCUUAAUGAUGGACCUUAUGAAAAAUUCAACGCGAAUAAAUCAAGAGCGACAUUAAAUAAGCUGAAGGCUGAAACAAGCAAAAUGCUACAGUCAAUAAAAGAAAAGCUUGGUGUAUCACUUUGGUUUACUCUGGCUCCAAAAAGUUGCAGCCCCUGUAGAUUUUAUGGGUUACCAAAAAUACACAAACCAGAAGUACCAUUACGUCCAGUAGUGGAUUUUACUAACUCUCCAACAUACAAACUCUCAAAAUACAUUUAUCGAAUUCUUAGCCCAUAUGAAAUGAAAGUGGAGCAUGGAGUGAAAAAUUCGUAUGAAUUUAAGAGGAAAAUAAAUUUGACUAAUAUUGAAGAAGAUGAAAUAAUGGCAAGUUUCGAUGUUUAUUCAUUAUUCACGAAUGUACCCGUUAAUGAUUCUUUAAGUAUUAUUUAUAAUUUACUUUGUGCUGACGACGAACUCAGUGAUCGUUGUCCUUUAAAUCCCGACGAAAUUAUGAAGGUAUUAGAACUGUGUCUUAAAUCCACGUUAUUUACGUUCAGAGGGGUUCUUUAUCGUCAAAUAGGAGGCAUUGCUAUGGGAUCACCAGUAUCUCCGCUAGUCGCCAAUCUGUUUAUGCACUCAUUAGAAACAAAUGCAAUUAUGAGAUGCCUUAGUCCCCCAAAGAUGUGGUUAAGAUACGUAGAUGAUACCUUCAUCAUAAUCAAACGUAGUUUGUUAAAUGAACUUUUUCAGUUAAUAAACAAUAUGUCAGAAACCAUCAAGUUCUCCAAAGAGGUUGAAUCCGAUGAAAAUGAGUUGGCGUUUCUGGACUGUUUAGUAAAAAGAAAAUUAGACGGAAAAUUUAAAAUAAACAUUUUCAGAAAGCCGACAAAUUCGGAUAGAUACCUAGAUUAGCAUUCAGCUCACCCAUUUACCACCAAAGUAACUGUGGCCAAGAAUCUGAUCAACAGAGCCAAACGUCUAGUUACUGAGGAGGAAGAUAUUAACGAGGAACUAAAAUUAGUUCAAUCCACUCUUGAGUCAAAUAAUUAUCCUAAAGCCUUCAUAAAAAGAUACUUAAAAUGUGAAGAUAAGGAUGAAUCAAAACCUGCUGCUAAGAAUUGGGUUAGUACAGCGGUGGUUCCUUACCGCAAAGAAACGUCCGAUGAAAUAAAGCGAAUCCUUAACGAACAUAACAUAAGAGUGUACUUUCGUGCAUCUAACACCUUACGUUCAUUGCUGGUGAAGGUUAAGGAUAAAAUAGAACAAGAAAACCAGCAGAAUUGCGUAUACCAGAUCAAUUGUGGGGAUUGUAACGCAGUAUAUGUAGGAGAAACUUCUAGACAGGUAAAUAUAAGAAUGAAAGAGCAUAAACAAUGUCUAAAGGUGGUUCCAAAGAGCUCUGCAGACUUGAAGAAGCUAGAAAACAACUCAGCGAUUGCGCUACAUUCAAUAGAAACGGGACACAAAAUCGACUUUGAUAAGACUAAGGUUUUACAAAAAGGUUUUGGUUCAUAUCAAGAAAGAUUAACUGCAGAAGCCCUACAUAUAUGGGUGAAUCCCAACAGUUUAACAGACGUGAAGGUGUGAUCUUAGCCGAUGCAUGGCAAAUCCUGACUAAUAA
Messenger RNA from Trichobilharzia regenti, 1812 nucleotides. Lineage: Eukaryota; Metazoa; Platyhelminthes; Trematoda; Strigeidida; Schistosomatidae. The record is from the annotation of a GenBank genome assembly.